AUGAGUCUUCAGCAACCGGACAUGUAUUACGACAAUCCUCCUGCAAGUCGCUCUCCCCAUGCGCAGCGCCACCAGCCUCAACUGCACCGUCAGUCGUCGCGCCAAUUUGACUCGUACGCUCAUCUGCCCUCGGGUCUGUACGGCGCCGAGGACCAGCAGCAGCAACGUUUUGAUGCUCCUCGCUACAAUGACAGAAUGGCCGCACCUCCCAACAUGCACCAAAACAUGAAUCAGAAUAUGAAUCAGAACAUGAACCAAAACUAUGGUGGAUACGACAUGGGCGCGCAAAACUGGAACAGCGCCGCCUUUGGAAGCAAUACCAUUGGCGCCUUGGGUGCUUCCCAGCGCAGACGUGGACCGCAACAGGCUCCCAGAAAUGGUCUCCCUUCGGUAAGCACCAGCGCGGUUUCCCAUCAACAUGGGUUGGGUCUGACUAACGCUGGUGGACAGGCCUGGCUCGACCAGCCCCAACCUAUGCCUCAAGUCUCUCCCUAUCUUGGCCUUGGCGGAGGUGUCCUCGGUGCGCCGUCAAUUAGAUCGGAUCAGCUUGGUUCCGAGCCCGAUGAGGAGCUCAUCCCUACUGCUAUCGUCAUCAAGAACAUUCCAUUUGCUGUCAAGAAAGAGCAAUUGGUCCAGCUGAUGACUGACAUGGGUCUUCCUCUUCCCUACGCCUUUAACUACCAUUUCGACAAUGGCGUUUUCCGCGGAUUGGCUUUCGCCAACUUCACCUCGCCCGAUGAGACCGCUGCUGUUAUCGAUGCUAUGAACCACUUUGAGCUCCAGGGCAGAAAAUUGAGAGUCGAGUAUAAGAAGAUGCUUCCUGCAGCCGAGCGUGAGAGAAUCGAAAGAGAGAAGCGCGAACGUCGCGGACAGCUCGAGGAGCAGCAUCGUCCCAUGGCAACCCAGACUCUGCAGACUCAGACUUCCAUGUCCUCCCUGACUGGCCACAUGCCUCCCGCCUCUCCUUCGCCUGUGUCAGCUGGCAAUGUCGGACUCGCUGUUGAUCUCAACAACCCUGACACCCUCAAGGUCUACUCGGAUCUGCUAAUCUUCAAAGAGGACAAGAGCAGAGAUCUUUUCAUCUUCCCCUCUAACCUGAGCCCUCCUCAGAGACGUGUCAUCCACACCAUUUCUCAUCACAUGGGUCUUGCUCACAUCUCCAAGGGACAGGCUGACCAGCGUGCUGUCCACGUCUACAAAGAAGCUCCUCGCCAGAGGCUCAGCCCUCCAAUGCCUCAGAUUCAGGCUAUCCAGCAGGGCGAGACGCAGAGAAGAGGCCUCAACCGCGCUGCAACGACUGACUUCACCGAUGUCCGCAACCAAGACGCUUUCUACAACCCCACUGGUAUUCGUCACCAGCAGUCUGGUUACCUUGCCGGCUUCCAGGACGCUCCCAACACUCUUGCCGCGGGUCCUAACCUUCGUGCUGCCAAGUCUUUUGCUGAUUUGCGCUCUUACACUCCUUCCCCUGUUCCUUCCACCGCAAGUUUCCCUGCUACUCUUGGCAACAACGUCUCCCGCUUUGCCGAGUACGCUCGUGAGAACGGCGGUACUCCUGCCAUCACUCCCACUGGUACCGCUGCACCCAUUGGCACCCGUGGAGACGAGAGCAUGCUCGUCAACGGGCUCGGCAAUAUGAACAUUGGCGGCCCUUGCUUUGCCAGCAGCCCUCGCGGUCUGCGUGGUAUGAUGUCUUGGGACCGUGAAUCCAACCCUGGACCUAUCGGUGGCCACCGCUCCUUCAGCACCAAUAACACCGGCUAUGACGAGCAGCCUCGUGAUCGCAACCAGGGCGUGCCCUCUCGCCAGCCUCGUGGUCCUAUGCCCGAGCGUGGCUCUGGCUUCCCUCGUCGCAAUGGUCACAUGGCUCGCGGCAGCGAUGAGCUGUCGCAACAGUCCGGUGUCGAGAUCACUGUCGAGUAG
This is a messenger RNA of Aureobasidium musti, 1923 nucleotides long. Lineage: Eukaryota; Fungi; Ascomycota; Dothideomycetes; Dothideales; Saccotheciaceae. The record is from the annotation of a GenBank genome assembly.